AUGCCAAAUGUACAUUCCGGAAAUCGCGAUGUAGGAACUGCAUCGGCGGAAACGGGCGCUCCGAAACCGAACGCAACGUGGGACGAACAGGGAUCAGCACCCAAUGAUGGUAGUCGACCCGAUCCUUACGGAUUGCUGGGACUGUUAGGUGUAAUAAGAAUGACGGAUCCCGAUCGCAGCAUGUUGGCUCUUGGUAGCGAUUUAACGACAUUAGGUUUGGAUCUGAACACCUCAGAUUCCAUAUAUUCCACUUUCAUCUCCCCAUGGUCGGAUACGCAGACCCCACCUGGUCUGAAUAUCGAACCUGGUUACUAUCUUCCCCCGUGCUACCGCAAUGUUCAGGCGACACCGGCAGCACAUCAACGAAUGAGGACUUUUUCCGAUGAGAUUUUAUUCUAUGUGUUUUAUUGCAUGCCAAAGGAUAUUGCGCAAGAAGCGGCAGCACAGGAGUUAUACGCAAGGAAUUGGCGGUACCACAAGGAAUUAGGGUUGUGGCUCACGAAGGAAGCGGAUGAGAACGGCCGACCUGUAGAAGUGUUCCGACGUACGUCACCAAGCGCACUGGAUAGAGGAGUAUAUGUAUUUUUCGAUCCUACAACAUGGCAGAAAGUGAAACGAGAGUGGACACUGUCAUGGGAUGCGAUUGAAGAACGACAUCAAACACCAACGAACGGUGCGGGCGCGACAACUCCAUCACAAAUGCCAUCUUCUGUGCAAGGAUCACAGCAAGCCAAAGGAUUAAGUAGCUUGUCAUCAGCUACUGCGCCACCUACCUCAGGUGCUACUACUAGAGGUGUGAUGUUAUAG
Messenger RNA from Radiomyces spectabilis, 807 nucleotides. RefSeq lists its product as uncharacterized. Gene Ontology annotation, biological process: nuclear-transcribed mRNA poly(A) tail shortening; regulation of DNA-templated transcription. The record is from RefSeq and is a predicted model, not a curated record. The transcript is spliced from 3 exons. Gene Ontology annotation, cellular component: CCR4-NOT core complex; P-body. The coding region runs from base 1 to 807 and encodes 268 amino acids. NCBI's taxonomy places the organism in Eukaryota, Fungi, Mucoromycota, Mucoromycetes, Mucorales, Radiomycetaceae.